UGUGAAUAAUGAAGGAAAUGUCCCGGAACUUGAAGAAAUCGUCGAGCCAAUUCAAAAUUUUACUGAAGAAGGAGCUGAAAAUGAGGGUUUGUACGAGUCAAGUGAUGAAAGUGAUUCUGAUGACUUUAGUUUAUGCGACGAACUUGCUAAAUGGGCUAUUCAGUUUCAAGUUAGCUUUGUUGUAAUCAAUGCACUUUUGUCACUAUUACUAAAAUUUAACAAGAAAGUUCCAAAAGAUGCCAGGACACUUUUAAAAACACCUUGUUCUGUUAUUGAAAGAAAGGUUGGGACAGGGAAGUACAUUCACUACGGAUUAAAAGACGCUUUAACCGAUUUCUUUGAAAGAAAUAAAUGGAAUUUGAAAGAUAUAGUUCUUGAUUUUGGCAUCAACGGUCUACCGUUAUUCAAAAAUAGUUCAAAACAAGUUUGGCCGAUAUUAGGAAGUGUUGUUGGAUCUAGUUAUGUUUUCAUUGUAGGCAUAUUUGAGGGAACUUCAAAGCCUUACUGUCCGAAUGAUUUUUUGAGCGAAUUUGUCAAGGAACUUAAUGUUUUGAUGAAUGAGGGGUUGGUUUUUGCUGAAAGGUUCUAUAAUAUUAAAGUUCGUUGUUUUGUUAUGGAUGCACCAGCAAAGUCUUUUGUUUUGGGAACUAAGGGACACAGUGGACACUCGCUGCACCCAGAAAGGAGAAAUACUCAAGCACCGUCUUAUUUUUCCGACGGAAAGAGAGUACGCAUUAAGAACUAGCGAAACCUUUCGAAAUCGCCUUCAACCAGAACAUCAUUUGAAGCUGCCAAUUUCGCCAUUAGAAAAACUGAACAUAGAUAUUGUAUCCCAAUGUUCCCUAGACUAUAUAUCCUUGUAAGUAACACUGAUCGAUUGAUCAACUUUAAUGUCUUAUCAUUUCUCAAAAAUGUUAUUUGCAGUGCAAAAUGUGUACACAACCCAGCCUGAAAAUAGCGUUUUGAAUUUAUUAAUGGAAAUGCGUGCUGAAAUAGCCUCAUUAAAAAAUGAGGUUACAGACUUGAAGAAGGAAAUCAAGGACAUGAAGGAGACUACAAAGCGUCAAUUUGUCAAAUUAACGGAAGAAGUUGUUACCGUCAAAUUAGAGGCACGCAAACAACAUGGAUUAGAUAUGGUAAUAGACGAACUUAAUGACACUCACAAAUUUCCGUUCAACGAGGUAAAGGAUUUGCAAGCCUUCGAUGUAUUGGUGCAGCAAAAUGAAACGAUACUUAAACAAUUUAAAGAAUUUAUUGCAAAAACCGGCGGUAAAGGACCCCUUCAAUUCCUUCGGGCUGCCGUUCGAAAGAUUUUUUCUAACAAUUUAGCCUGCCAAUACAGCUGGAAGGGCACCAGUGUAAAGCCAAGUGCAGAAAAGUGUUAGUAAUUUUGUGUUUUUAACACGUAUAUAAAGAAUUAGUAAAAUGGACAGACUUGUACAUAUUUAAUUUCAGAUAUUUGUCAUCUAAAAUACACAAGUAACGACAAGGAUAUGAAGACAAUCCUUCAGAAACAUUUUGUUCACGCUCGAGACCGGGUUACAAAAAGAAAACAAUUAGAUUGAAGUUCCUGAUUUUUUUAUUUUUUUGGUUUUGCUUUUUUUAUUUAAUUUUUUACUAUAUUUUUUAGCAGUGGCAUUUACUAAAA
This is a messenger RNA of Musca domestica (house fly), 1648 nucleotides long. RefSeq lists its product as uncharacterized. Lineage: Eukaryota; Metazoa; Arthropoda; Insecta; Diptera; Muscidae. Bases 891 to 1385 code for a protein of 164 amino acids. The transcript has 2 exons. The record is from RefSeq and is a predicted model, not a curated record.